Molecule: messenger RNA, 1907 nt
Organism: Phaedon cochleariae (mustard beetle)
Lineage: Eukaryota; Metazoa; Arthropoda; Insecta; Coleoptera; Chrysomelidae
Source: the annotation of a GenBank genome assembly
AGAAUCUGAAAACUGAUAGGGAUAGGUUGUUGUUGUUGAUUGAAUUUGCUUAUGCGAGUUUUUCCUUUUUUGUAACAAUUUUAAUCCACUUCUACAAAGUAUAAACUACAAAUUAUUCAAUUGUAAUAACAGUUCGGUGGUAUAUUGUCGGAGAAUUAGACUUAUUUGAGCCAUAUUUCACCCUGUACUCUGUGAUCUAUGCCCUAAGCUUCAAGUUGGGGGACUGAAAACUGAUCAUGGAAGAGACAUGGAAGAAGUCCUAGGAGCUAGCUAAGAAUGAUAAGAACAGCCUAACUAUCGACUUUCCAAUAUCCUAAUAGCCACCUUACCUAAUAUUUAUUGUGGAACAAAACCUGGAUCCAUUAAAUGACUUAGAGAUUUUAUUAUUUGAAUAAAGAUAAGUUACUGUUUUACAUUAUAAAGGACCCCACAAGGCGACUACAAGGCAUCUGAAGUGAUUAGUAAAUGGUCUGGAAGAAACUGUUUAUGCCAGCUGAAACUACAGGAUUGUAAUUAUUUCAUAAUUAUGAUGUAGUGAAAAUUAUUUGUUUUUAAAUUCCCAGAAAUCAAAUACUCAACAAAUAAUGUCAGAUUUGAGAAAAACAGUAUUAGGGCUUCAUGCCAAAAGAUCAGGGUCAGUAGCAACUCCUCAAAGUUUUAUCCCUACUAAAUGGACUAAAUAUUUUGAUAAGGAAGAACAAAUCCAAAUCCCAAAUGGUACUUUCAAUUUGUACAGCAGAGGCAAGAAAGGGCCUAUUUUGUUAUGCCUACAUGGUGGUGGGUACUCUGGACUGACAUGGGCAUUAUUUGCAGAAGAGAUAAUGGAGUUGAUAAAUUGUCAAGUCAUUGCCUUAGAUCUGAGAGGGCAUGGUAAAACAACUACUAAUGAUGAUGCUGACCUUUCCUUGAAUACUUUAUCUAAUGAUGUUCUGGAAGUGGCAAGUAAGAUUUCAGAAGAAAAAAAAGAUCCUAUUAUUUUAGUAGGUCACAGUAUGGGAGGGGCUGUGGCAGUAGAAACAGCAAAUAGUUUGGAAUCAGCCAUAGGAUUAUGUGUUAUAGAUGUAGUAGAAGGAACUGCUUUAGAUGCAUUAUCAUCUAUGCAAAGUAUUCUUAGGGGACGCCCCUCACAUUUCAAGAGUAUUCCACAUGCUAUCCAAUGGUGUUACAAAGGGGGCCAGACUCAUAAUCUUGAGGCAGCUAAAGUAUCAAUGCCUGGACAAGUUAUUAAUGUGAAGACAGAAAAUUUAGCUGCUGAUGAAUGUGACAACAUAGAUCCACAAGCUAUUGAAUCUUUGAUGAACCAGAGAAGUACAGCAGGAUCCAUGAAUUCAUUAACUGAAGUGGCAGAAGAAUCAGAAGAAAUUGAAGAUUCUGAAAAAUAUAAUGAUUGUGGAAAGCCACCUCUUCCAAAAUCACAAAGGACUGAUCUGUUCAAGAGCCCAACAUCUAUGAAUUCAGAAGAUGUGCCCCAGUAUAAAUGGAGGAUUGACUUGAGCAAAACUGAGAAGUUUUGGACAGGUUGGUUCAAGGGAUUGUCUCAAAAAUUCCUUGGCAUUCAUGUGCCUAAAUUAUUAUUAUUGGCUAAUAUCCAUGGUUUGGAUACUGCUCUUACUGUAGGACAGAUGCAAGGCAAGUUUCAAAUGCAAGUUUUAGCUAAAUCUGGUCAUGCUAUUCAUGAAGACCAACCCCAUAAAGUAGCUGAGGUUAUGAGUGGGUAUCUAGUAAGGCAGCAGCUAGCUACUGGGAAGGAUUCUUUUGUUCAUCAAGAACAUGUGGAUUAGUUUCAUUGAAUUCAAUUUCUUUACCCCUUUUGUAUCUCAAUUAGGUAAUUAUUUAUUGCAUUUCAUUGUUGUUUAUAAGUUCACAACUUUUUUGCUGAUUGACUAUAUAGAUGACACCUUUUGAUG